AUGCUAAAAGAGGACUGUGCCACCCUGCUUGAGGUUUUCGGAGGCAUCUCGUUUAUUUUAUCCACUGAUGAUUGGGCCCAUGCCGAAUUUGACGAGUUGACGUCGGCUUUCAUCCAGCUCUGGCAAUUCAGCGAGCAUGUGCACCCGUUAUCAGCAAGCUUGGCAGGUUCGAUUUACAUUGACAUCAUGAAGUUGUUACGGUUACUUGGCAUGCUCAAAAAGCCGGCUGAUUCCCUGGACCUCUUCAGACGAAUGUCACUCGAAUCAGUCUUCUCGGCCGAAGUUACCGCGUCUGCCAGGGUGUCGGGAAAGCAGUUGACAUACAGGAUUAUGCACGGUAUCGAAUUCAUCAAAGCCCAUUCACGAGUCUGGGAUCAUGAGAAUCCAUUCAAAGAAGACUCCGAGAUCUCUCGUGUCUUGGUGUUUGCGAAGGAGAAGGCCAUGAUUGCCUCUACCAAGUUUUAUUCACUGGCCGAGACCUCCGAGUAUGUUCGUAAACAUUUUGACCGUGUUCAUCGCAUAUCGUACACAAUUACCAGAUCGAAGGACGUCAUACUUGAAAGAACAGGAAUGAAAGCAACCGGAACAUCCGAGGAAGCCAAGAAUGACAAGGACCAUCCAGAGUCCUCGAAACCGGAACUGGACAAGCAGAAGGCUAUGGGAGACAGCUCAAGCCAGGCACCACAGCGCAAGGAGAGCCAGAAGCAGGGCCAGGAUUCAGAUCAGAAGCAAGAAACCGAAAAAAGCGCAACGGAGAACCAAGAGGAGCAUGACUCCAAAACAACAGCUACAGCACAAAGCUGGGACCCAGACAAACCGAUACGAAUCGGGUACCUUAGUCGACUUUUUGGUCCAAAGCGUGUCUUUGGAGUGAACGGGCCGCAUGGUCCAGUUCCCGACGACCUAGUAUGGGCAAUCACGAGGAGGGGCAGAUAUGCAAUGAACCUGAUUGAUGCAGAUACCCGGGCGAUCGAGAAGGGACCAAAAACUGACCAAUCUGACAAUAUGAGCAAAUCAAGCAACAUUGAGGAUAUCCUUGCCAUGAACUCUACUCUCGAUCCAUGCACUGUGUCCUUCCUCAUUACACAUCUCGCCUACGCUUUGCAUGACGAGUUGCCCGAAACGAGCUUCGAUUACCUUUCUUUGGAUUUGCUAGCCCUGGAGGUCAUCCGCGAAAUCGCCGACAAACAAAGAGCUCGGCGCAGCGAUCGAUUUGUUGACAAGCUGGCAGAGGAUCUGGGGCGACUUGCUCUCGAUGGGCCGUCUCAAGAGAUCAUAGGCGCCUUUGUAGGCAAUCCAAAUGCUGCAGAUCGCGAACAAGGCAUCGAUGAAGCAAAAGAUGAUUCUGGUCCACCAGAGCCAAGCGCGGAUCUAAACUUGCCAAAACUUGCUGCUGAAGAGAUUUUGCGAUGGACAAGCACGGAUCCCAGACCGUGUUGUGUCGCAUCGAAGCGGUUAUGUGAACUUGGAGCAGUGAUCUGCAUGGACCAUUGCUGCUCCAGUGGAUGGGCUGCUCAAAGGAAAACUCAACAGAUUCCCGUGGUGCAGAAGAAGGACGAGGAGAAACCACACGAGCCAAAAAGCAAGAAGGCGAAUGGAAAGGGGGAAAGCAAAGAGAAGGUCAAUACUAAUGUUUCUGGGGGUCGUUCCAGCUCCAAAUGA
Molecule: messenger RNA, 1662 nt
Organism: Pyricularia grisea
Lineage: Eukaryota; Fungi; Ascomycota; Sordariomycetes; Magnaporthales; Pyriculariaceae
Exons: 2
Coding region: 1-1662 (553 amino acids)
Source: RefSeq, a predicted model, not a curated record